Messenger RNA from Zootermopsis nevadensis, 1256 nucleotides. Its product is annotated as tRNA (cytidine(32)/guanosine(34)-2'-O)-methyltransferase. Gene Ontology annotation, molecular function: tRNA methyltransferase activity. Gene Ontology annotation, biological process: tRNA methylation; cytoplasmic translation. The record is from RefSeq and is a predicted model, not a curated record. NCBI's taxonomy places the organism in Eukaryota, Metazoa, Arthropoda, Insecta, Blattodea, Termopsidae. Gene Ontology annotation, cellular component: cytoplasm.
AUAACAUUCUACCACUUGGUUGUCAGGUGGCCAUGUAUGCCCUGUGCUAAUUUAGCAUCAAAGUUGGUGUACCUGUUUAGCUUCGAGGGUCGUCGAGUUUGAAUGUUUACAUUAGUGGAUUGUUUUGCCGUUUGUUCGAAGUGUUUAUCUCGAAUUUCUCCAAGAUGAAGAAAACAUCGAGAGAUAAACGUGAUAUCUAUUACCGACUAGCAAAGGAAGAAGGCUGGAGAGCAAGAAGUGCCUAUAAACUAUUGCACUUGGAUCAGCAAUUUGAUAUCUUUAAAGGAGUAACCCGAGCAGUUGAUCUGUGUGCUGCCCCAGGUAGCUGGAGUCAGGUUCUAGUAAAGAAGCUGAGAUCACAUCCCAGUUCAGAUCUGUCAAAGGUAAAGAUUGUUGCAGUGGAUCUGCAAGCAAUGGCUCCAUUACCAGGUUUAAUACAGAUAGUAGGAGACAUAACCAAGGAAGAUACUGCACAAGCUCUUAUAAAAGAGUUCAAAGAUGAUGCAGCCCAGUUGGUCAUUUGUGAUGGAGCACCUGAUGUGACUGGCUUGCAUGAUGUUGAUGAGUUUAUUCAAGCACAGUUGCUGUUGGCUGCCCUUAACAUUACCACACAUGUUCUUGCUCCUGGAGGAACUUUUGUGGCAAAGAUAUUUCGUGGCAAAGAUGUAACUCUGUUGCUGUCCCAGCUUCAGCUGUUCUUCAGCCGUGUUAACAUUACUAAACCAGAUAGCUCCCGCAGUACCAGUAUUGAGGCCUUUGUUGUGUGUCAGAAGUACAAACCCUUCCCAGACUACAAGCCAACAAUGCACAACCCUCUGCUGAAUCUUUCAUUUGAUGAUGAAGGGAUAUUUGAGGGAGCCAAUAAAUUUGUCUCCCCAUUUUUGGCCUCUGGAGACUUGCAACCUUUUGAUUCUCUCAGAUCUUGUACAGCAAAGUUGGAUGAUUGUGCGGAGGAAAGAAGUCAGCCUUUCCCAGAGUUAUCAGCACUUUCUGUUCCAUCUUUGACUAUACCAAAGAAAUAAAACUAUUAAGCUUGCUACUGUCUGCUUACUGUAAGAUUCAACAGAGAAGGAGGCUUCACGCUUGGGCGAUGAUGGGAUCCAGUGAUCAACUUACUCCGGCAACAUAGGGUUCCAGCAGUACAAAGACAACACCCCGCCACGCCACACAUUCCACACUCCCCCCCAAAUGCUGCUCGAAUACUUGCAUGAGUCUUGGACAUUUAAACUAGUUCGCACUAUGAACCACACUGUCAA